Molecule: messenger RNA, 1814 nt
Organism: Daktulosphaira vitifoliae (grape phylloxera)
Lineage: Eukaryota; Metazoa; Arthropoda; Insecta; Hemiptera; Phylloxeridae
Exons: 10
Coding region: 992-1669 (225 amino acids)
Source: RefSeq, a predicted model, not a curated record
AGUUUUGUUACCGUAAUUGUUUGUGAUUAAUUAAUUUAAAAUUUUAUUAAAUUUAUUAAGUUAUUAGUUAAAUUUUCAUUUAAACAUUUAACUGUCAAAUAAUUUUAUAGAAAUCUAUUUUUCAUCGAUUUACCACGAAUGCAGACUAUUACUAUGUAAUUAUAAACAAUAUGUAACACAAUAAUUUAUUCAAGUGAUUGAAUUUCUAUCUCUUAUUGGAGACUGACAGGGAAACAACUGUUUUUGGCAAAAGUGGCGUCGAGCAAAAAUCAAGAAAAAUACGAAACUAUAUAACAAUCCAGUGAGCAUAAAGUCCGGAACGUUUUGAAAAACACUUGGACACUCACCAAAUGUUCGAUGAGAUCGUUAAAAACUAUUUUUUUUUUUUUGCUUCGUGUCCAAUUUAACACCUUUAAAUCCCCCAUAGGUCGCUUCAUUUUUUUACAAACGUGAAGUCGCUGUUGAAAUUAGAUUCGAAUCUUUCUUGAAAUCAAUCAUAAAAUUUAAUACACUGAUUACCCAUCAAAAAUAUUUCACAAAACGUAGACAGCAGCUGUAUCAUGUUUUAUUAUUAUUGUUGUUGUUGGACAAGAACACUUUAAGGGUAAACAUAACAUUUUGUCAAUAUCUACUACGACCGAUCCAUAAAUGUCUCCAGCGAAACAAACAAAAAUACAUCAGAGAUUGUAAAAACGUCCAAGAAAUUCACGAGGUAAUCAAUAAUCUUAGAGAUUAAUGACAAUAAGAAAACCUUAAAAUGACAAAAGUUCAUUCUUCACAUCGGGAACAAUACAUUUGUAACGGUUUAAAUUGUAAACUAUGUUUAACUUUUUGAUCUACUAAUACGUGUGUGAGCUGUCAAACAAUCUAUGGGAUGAAAUCAUUCGUUUAUGUGGAACAUUCUUCCGGCGUAGUUCUUUUUGUGCGGUCUAUGAAAUAUCGUGUUAAUGAAACUGCCGUGAACAACGAUUAUUGUGUUCGAACAAAAUAGAUGGAAAGACGCAGUGUUGAGGGAGAAUUCAAAGUAAAAUAUAACUCUAUAUAUUCUUGUGGUUCAUCAGAAAAAAACUUGCUUCAAUGGAAUGUAUUUUUUAGUAAAAGGACUCCAAUAAUCACAGAUCUUAAAGGAAACUUAACAUAUUUGGUUCCCUUUGAUAAUUCAAUUAUGGGAGAAUUUAAAAUGAAAUAUAACUCUAUAUAUUCUUGUGGUUCAUCGGAAAAAAAUUUGCUUCAAUGGAAUGUAUUUUUUAGUAAAAGGACUCCGACAAUCACAGAUCUCAAAGGAAACUUGACAUAUUUGGUUCCAUUUGAUAACUCAAUUAUGUUCACAAUAAACUUUGCUGUAAAAGGUACAAACAAUGCCUGGAUUAGUAAUGCUCAUAUAGUACCAUUCAAAAAAGCUUGCGAUACAACAAAAAUGAUAAAUGGGAAAAAUGCUUGGGAAGAGUUUCUUACAGCUUUUAAUAUACCUAAACCUGGAUGUCCAAUUAGUCCUGGUGUAUAUGUAUCAUCUGGAUUUGACCUGAAUUUUAUAACAGAUAUUGAGUAUUUUCCUAAAGUGUUUUUUUACGGGAUAUAUAAAGUUAAUAUGACCUUUACAAAUACUAAAGAAAAGUUUUUAGGCUGCUUCAUUAUUGUAGUUGAUGUUGUUCGUCCAUGGGAGAUAUAAACACAAUAAUUAAGUAUAUUUGCAGGUCUCGUAGUUUCUUUGAUUUAUGUAAAAUGAGUGGAUAAUAAACAUGGGUCCUCGUGAUAUUAAUAUAUGUAUUAAAAUUAUAUCAAUCAUAAAUAUUGUAAUAUAACAUUGAUAUGAA